Messenger RNA from Cotesia glomerata, 1510 nucleotides. Its product is annotated as sesquipedalian-1-like. Gene Ontology annotation, biological process: endosome organization; receptor recycling; retrograde transport, endosome to Golgi. Lineage: Eukaryota; Metazoa; Arthropoda; Insecta; Hymenoptera; Braconidae. Bases 353 to 1003 code for a protein of 216 amino acids. The record is from RefSeq and is a predicted model, not a curated record. Gene Ontology annotation, cellular component: trans-Golgi network; recycling endosome; early endosome. The transcript is spliced from 2 exons.
GAAGCAUAACAAUAACGAGACUUGACUGUAAGUAUAUAGGACAUACUCUUCAUUGCACAGUAUUGUGCGGUGGUGUGCUUAGUUUAGUCACUAAUUAUCAUGUUGACAUCCAUAAGCACUAUAACGAAACAAAAAUCCGACGAUUGAUCAUGCUAUGAAUUCUUUUAAAAAAUUUAGAAUAUCAGAACAGAUAUUUCCUAAAAAAUAAGUAUCUAUUACCCAUCUAAUAUUUAAUAUUACGGGUCAAGUCUUGAAAUUUAAAAAGUGAUCAACAUAACAGUAUUAAUUAUUCAGCACAUUUCAUUUUAGUUGGUUAGAAAGAUAUAAUUGUAUAUUAAAAAAAAAAAAAAAAAUGAAGAUAAACGAAAAAAAUAUGAUGUUAUUUGCAACAUCCGCUACACCUGUAGACAAGGAAGGCUGGUUAAACAAACGAGGAGAACUCAAUAAAGGGUUUCAAAAGAGAUGGUUUGUUUUAAAAGGAAAUAUAUUAUUUUACUUCGAUCGUCGGGGUGACAAAGAACCCGUAGGAAUGAUUGUUCUCGAAGGAUGUACGGUUGAAUUAUCUGAAGAUGAAGAUCAAUAUAGUUUUAAAAUAAUAUUUCAUGGACCAAACAAUCGAAGUUAUGUUCUCGGAUCCGAAUCACAAGAAUCAAUGGAACAGUGGAUGAAAGCACUAGCUUGCGCCAGUUAUGACUAUAUAAAACUCAUGGUAGCGGAACUUCAAAGACAAUUGGACUUAGCUGCAAAAGAAAGCUUGAAAGGUGUCUCGGAAUCUGAAUUACCAAAACCGCCUCCAAGAAUGCGACAUAACCCGUUCAAUAGACCUGAGUUUCAUAAAAGAUCUCAAAGUGUGAAAUCAGCGCCCGGAAGAACAGAAAAUAUUCCUAGAAAUAAAGUUUCAUUUCGAGAACUACAUAAUUCCUAUGGUCGACGAGUACUUGCCGAUAUAAACGAUUGGAGACACCUGAAAAAGUGUGCGGAUAUGCCAUUAAUAUCCCUUUAAUAUAUAUACGAAUGAAUCAAUUAUAUUUAGAGAGUUAUCAUAAAAUGUGCAUGGUUUGUCAUAUUCUUCCUUAGUAUUUUUUUAAGGAUAUUUUUUUCUAAAUUGGCAUAGUUUAAAGAAUCAUAUAUAGCAGUUGGAAUAAAAUGUUUAUAAUAUUUUUUAGUUAACUAUUACGGAUUUGAGAAUGAUAAUAAAUAAUAAUAUUUAUCCAAAAAGUAUGCUGUAUUUAAAAUAUAUUUUUUCUUAUUCGUUUACAUAUUUCAAUACCUGUUCGUAUAAAUUAUUUAUUUAAAAGAAAAUACUAGGUUUCUAUUCAUUUUUAACAACCAAGAACAACGAUUUGAGGCCAAUUUAAUUACCCGUGCACAAUUAGAUCUAAGAAUUGGUGAAGUCCGAUCAUUUACAACAUAUGAUUAAAACCACGAGAAAAACUACCAAUCAUAAUGAUGAGCGAGCUACUGGCAGAUUAUGUCUAUUUCACUUCUAUUGAAACAUUUUUCAAUUAUA